This is a messenger RNA of Schistosoma turkestanicum, 1035 nucleotides long. The record is from the annotation of a GenBank genome assembly. Lineage: Eukaryota; Metazoa; Platyhelminthes; Trematoda; Strigeidida; Schistosomatidae.
AUGGAACAAUCUCAUUCAGAUAAAUUAGCUUAUUUUGAAGAAACAAUUUCAGAUUAUGAUCGUCAAACUGUUAAACUUAAAAAUCGUAUUAAUGAAUUACAAUUUGAAUUAAAACGUUUAACAGACGACAAUAAUAAUAAUCUUAAUGCCACUGAAGUUAAACAAGAAGUCAGUCAAACUGUUGAAACCCCUGUGACAACAACAUCAACGCAACAGCCAAUCAUUUCACGUCAUGAUGUCAAUGUACAAUGUGAUAUUAUAAAACUUGAUGAAAACAAUUCAUAUAUUGAUCGUACUACUACUACUACUACUACUACUGCUACUGCCAAUAAUAAUAAUAGUAAUAAUGAUAUGAGUACUAACGAGAAUCGAACUAUGUCAUCAACUGAAUUAUAUUCCAAAGUCAAUCAUACUGAUAAUACUGAUAAUUAUCAUCAUUCACAGUCAAAUGAUGAAUAUGAUGAUUGGAUUGAAAAAGUACGUCAAGAAAUACUUCAUUCCGAUUCUAUUGACGCCUUGCAUCCAGCAUUACGUCCAUCUCGAUAUCCUACAUCUGUUCCUAUACGUGAUUAUGAAGCGCUACAGUUACACAAUACAGAUCUUCAAAAUCAAUUACAACAACUUUCAGCGGAUUUUGAAGCAUUACGAUCCAAAUGUUCAGCUGUAUGUCAAAGUCAUGUAACUGAAUCAUUUCUACCAUCUAUGCAUACAAUGGAUAAUAAUAAUAGUAAUAAUGAUAAUGGCACAGUGAAAUUUAAUCAUUCCAAUCUACCGUUUAAUUUAAUUUCAUCCGAUUAUCAACAUGUUUUACUGACUAGUCCAAAUGAUAAUAAUAAUAAUAAUCGUUUGCAUGAAUUAGUUGAAUAUGAAUAUUUAAAAAAUGUUCUAUUCGAGUAUAUGCAAGGACGUGAAACUCAAACAUUAUCCAAAGUUCUAUGCUCGUUAAUGCGUUUCAAUGCCGAUCAGACACGUAAAGUAUUAAGCUAUGAAGAACAAAAAACCAAGACAUGGACUAUUCGUACAGUGAUUGAAUGA